Messenger RNA from Lolium perenne, 1844 nucleotides. Its product is annotated as serine/threonine-protein kinase-like protein At5g23170. The record is from RefSeq and is a predicted model, not a curated record. NCBI's taxonomy places the organism in Eukaryota, Viridiplantae, Streptophyta, Magnoliopsida, Poales, Poaceae. Gene Ontology annotation, biological process: protein phosphorylation. Gene Ontology annotation, molecular function: protein kinase activity; ATP binding.
AGGAUCUUGCAACUGCAACCACUCCUCAACGGCCCCAACCCCGACGCGCCCGCCCGCCAUUUUUCUAUCCUCUAAAUUUAAAUUAAACUGCGGUGAGAACAGAGACGGCAGGUGAUCCAUUUUCUUGGUCUGUUGUUGGUGUUAACUUUUGUUUUCUCCUUCUUGAGAAGACAAAUUUCGUUCUUUAGGGGACCAGGCAAGCAAAAGCAUCAUCAUCCAAGUCUCUCUGCAAAAAAAUGUAAUCACCAACCUUUACCACCUUUGCUUUGAUCCCAUUGCCUUUACCUUUCUUUCUUCGCCUCCCUCUCCAUAGCUUCCUUCUUUUCCCCCUUUAUUCCCUGCCUAGUUGCUCCUGCUUUGCGAGCAUUGCCCACACUCCGCUCGCUCGCACACGGCAUCGCCAUUGCACCCAGCACGCAAACCGUAUGCCGAUCAUGAAGGAGUUUUCGUACGAGGAGAUCGAGGCGGCGACCGGCGGCUUCGCGGCCAAGAACGUCGUCGGGAAGGGCAGCCAUGGAUGCGUGUACCGGACAAGGCUCAGGGUUGGCACCGGCAGGAGGGCCGUCACCGUGGCCGUCAAGAGGGCGUCGCACCCGCAGGGGGAGGCCAAGCUCGCCAACGAGAUCGCCGUGCUCGCCGCCGCGCGCCACCUCCCGGGCGUCGUCACCCUCCUCGGCGUCGCGGCGCCGCCGCCCGGCAAGCCGCCUUUGCUCGUCAUGGAGCUCAUGCCCAACGGCUCGCUCCACGACCUCCUGCACCGGUCCCCGCGCCCCCCGCCGUGGCCGCGCCGCGUGGAGCUCGCGCUCGACGUGGCGCGGGCCCUGCGCGCGCUCCACGGCGCCGCGCCGCGCGUCAUCAUACACCGGGACGUCAAGACCGCCAACGUCCUGCUCGCCCGCGACGGCCGCGCCCGCCUCGCCGACUUCAGCCUCGCGGUCAGGGUCCCCGCCUCUGGCGCGCCGGCGCCGCCGCCCGCUGGCACGAUGGGGUACCUGGACCCGAGCUACACGGAGCCCGGCCGGCUCGGCCCGGAGAGCGACGUGUUCAGCUUCGGCGUCGUGCUGCUCGAGAUCGUCAGCGGCCGGAAGGUCAUGGACAUGAACGCCUCCCCGUCGUCCAUCGUCGCAUGGGCCGUGCCGCUCAUCCGCGCCGGCCUGGCGCGCCAGGUGUUCGACGGGAGGGUCGCCGCGCCCCCUCCCGGCGGAGUCGCCGAGGCCGCGAUCGCCCGGGUCCUAGCCGUCGCCGCACGAUGCGUAUCUGGUAACGUGGAGGGCCGGCCGACGAUGUCCGAGGUGGCGUCCGAGCUGCGGGGCGCGCUCGAGAGCGCCGGGUGGCACCGCCGCCGCGGGAUGGACGCCGUGGAAAGGGUGUACAGGCGCGUCGUGUCGUGGGGAACGCGGGUGCGCGCCAAGACGACGACGAGGAGGAGUAAGGUGGAGUGCACCGAGCUGUCGUCGGGGUCGUCGGAGGGGAGCAGCAGCCGCGCGGACUCCUGCCCUACACCGUCGUCGCGUUCCAACAGCAUACGACUCACCACAUAGGCUGACACUGCAAAACAUAGGCGCCCCUUCCAACGGAACGUGCGACUAUUUUUUUUUUCGUGUCAAAAAUCCUCCAUGAAUUGAACUGUUUUCCGGAUUUUACAGGGAUUGCUAACGUUAGUUAGGCUAUAUAUUCUCGGAUAAGUUAGAUCACAAUGGUAACGACUGUUUGUUUGGUUGUGUACAUUGAUGUGUAUAUGUUGCUGUCAACACAUGGGUUGUAACUUGUAGUAUGGAGGAACUACACCCAUAUUUGAACUGAACCUCCUGAUUUUGACUUCAACAAACGGGGAUCCAUUUCUU